This is a messenger RNA of Drosophila melanogaster (fruit fly), 2091 nucleotides long. RefSeq lists its product as uncharacterized. The transcript is spliced from 2 exons. NCBI's taxonomy places the organism in Eukaryota, Metazoa, Arthropoda, Insecta, Diptera, Drosophilidae. The coding region runs from base 22 to 2022 and encodes 666 amino acids. The record is from RefSeq and is marked reviewed.
UACAGUUGACUUGGAAUCACCAUGUCGUCGUUUUGUUACGAAAGUGCCGUGAUAGUCUGCAUAUUAGGAAUACAUUUUUCUACGGCGGACAUCGAUCACGCAACUAAAACACUGAUAGUUGGUUCCAGUAACCAAUUAUCAGAGAAAGAAAUAUUCCGUUCGGAAUUGCCCAUUCCCAUCAAACUAAACUAUGGGAAUCAACAAAUUUAUAAAAAUGAUAGGCUCCCGAUUGUAGCAUUGGAAAAGCAAAGAGCUACAAACGAUAAUAAAUUGUCGACUGGAGGAAACGUAUUCAAGGAGGCAAUUUACAAAGAUUUUGAUGAGCAACCUACCGACUUCGCUCUGAAAAGGUUUUGGGGAAAGUGGAGGAGAAGGAGAACGUCUACAAGGCUCCCAACAACUGUAACCUCAGAUCCAGCAUCAACAGGGUCCCCGACAACAUCCACUACCAUACCGACAACAACAGGAUCCUCAACAACAUCCACUGCCAUACCGACAUCAACAGGGUCCCCGACAACAUCCACUGCCAUACCGACAACAACAGGAUCCCCAACAACAUCCACUGCCAUACCGACAUCAACAGAACCCGCAACAACAUCCACUGCCAUACCGACAUCAACAGGAUCCCCAACGACAUCCACUGCCAUACCGACAUCAACAGGAUCCCCAACAACGUCCCCCGCUAUCCCGACAUCUACAACAACGACACAGACUCCAAUUCCAACAUCGACGACAACGACAACAGAGUCAUCGACAACAUCCACAGCGAUUCCGCCCUCUACAACAACCACUACAGAGUCAUCGACAACAUCCACAGCAAUUCCAACAUCGACGACAACCACAACAGCGUCAUCGACAACAUCCACAGCAAUUCCGUCCUCUACAACAACCACUACAGAGUCAUCGACAACAUCCACAUCAAUUCCGACCUCUACAACAUCCACAACAGAGUCAUCGACAACAUCCACAGCAAUUCCAACAUCGACGACAACCACAACAGCGUCAUCGACAACAUCCACAGCAAUUCCGCCCUCUACAACAACCACAACAGAGUCAUCGACAACAUCCACAGCACUUCCCACAUCGACGACUACCACAACACAGUCCCCAACAACUUCAACUGCGAUUCCAACAACUACAACAACCACAACAGAGUCACCGACAACAUCCACAGCAGUUCCAACAUCUAAAACUACCACAACAGAGACACCGACAACAUCCACAGCAAUUCCAACAUCUACAACAACCACAACAGAGUCGUCGACAACAUCCACGGCUAUUCCGACCUCCACGACAACCACAACAGAGUCAUCGACAACAUCCACAGCAAUUCCAACAUCGACGACAACCACUACAGAGUCAUCGACAACAUCCACAGCAAUUCCCACAUCGACGACUACCACAACACAGUCCCCAACAACUUCAACUGCGAUUCUUACAACUACAACAACCACAACAGAGUCACCGAUAACAUCCACAGCAGUUCCAACAUCUACAACUACCACAACAGAGACACCGACAACAUCCACAGCAAUUCCAACAUCUAGAACGACCACAACAGAGUCAUCGACAACAUCCACGCCAAUUCCAACAUCGACGACAACCACAACAGCGUCAUCGACAACAUCCACAGCGAUUCCGCCCUCUACAACAACCACUACAGAGUCAUCGACAACAUCCACAGCAAUUCCAAUAUCGACGACUACCACAACACAGUCCCCAACAACUUCAACUGCGAUUCCAACAACUACAACAACCACAACAGAGUCAUCGACAACAUCCACAGCAAUUCCAACAUCGACGACAACCACAACAGCGUCAUCGACAACAUCCACAGCAAUUCCCUCCUCUACAACAACCACUACAGAGUCAUCGACAACAUCCACAGCAAUUCCGACCUCUACAACAACCACAACAGAGUCAUCGACAACAUCCACAGCAAUUCCAUCGUCGACAACACCUACAACCCUGUCUCCAACAACAUCAACAGCAAUUCCAACUUCUACAACACCCACAACUUAGGGUCCGACAUCAGCCACAAUGGAAAUAACAGUAGAGUAUUUUUAAAUACAAAAUCAAAAAAGAACCAAU